UUUUUUGUUUCAGCUAUAGCCUGGAUAUAUGUAUAAAUGGCAUUACUUGCAGGGAAGCGAAAUGGGAAAAUCUCAUUCAAAAAUCUUGUAAGAUCGAUUAUCAGAGCCAGUCGAUGGAAGAUAUCAAUAGUUGGCGCAAAAGAUGGAACAAGUUCUGAAGAUUUGGCGAACAAAACAUGGUACGAAGACAAAGACACAUUGCAUUUCAACGUGAACGCUUUCAAAGCAGGAAAUUCUAGUAACGCUGGAUUAUCAAAAAGAGCAAAAUUUAUUCUGAUGAAAAAUGCGUGGGAAAGAACAGAAGAAGAACUCGAACUCAUUCAUACAGUCGUCGACCAAAUGAAGUGUUUUGAAAAAUAUCCUCCUAUGGUACGGCGAGAGCUUACACGAGUGAUGCAUUUUGAAACAUUUGAAGACGGCCGCGUGAUGCUGCAAGAGGGUCAUCAAGGAUUUUCGAUGUAUUUUAUUGUUGCUGGAAGUGUCAUUGUUCAGGUGAGCCAAGAAGAUGGUCGAACGCACGAAAAGAGGACGCAGACGGUUGGUGAAAUUUCAGCAGGAUCUUCAUUUGGAGAAUUAGCUCUGAUUCAAGAUUGCACCAGAACAGCAACUAUUGUAUGUAAAGGAACGUCUCAGUUUCUGAGAGUUGAUAAACCUGAUUUCGACAUGGUUUUAAGACGAAGUUACGAGAAGGAAUGGGAUGACCGCCUGCAAGUUCUAUUAUCAAUUCCAUUCUUCAAGCAAUGGAACGAUUUCGAUAUGAGAAAUUUGAACUUGAACUGUAGAAUUGAAGAAUUUUCGUCAGGUUCUGUUAUUGUUGGAAAUACGAGUGAAGUUUCAGAAAACGUAUACUUCGUCGUGUUUGGAGUUUGCAAAUUAAUCAGACAAGUCAAAGUACUUCUAACAUUUCACGAUGGUAAAACUAUCAUCACAUUACCAAACAAAUCUUCCAGACUCAGCAGCAAUAAUACCAAAGCAAGCUAUGAAACCACGAAAAUACAAACUAGAUUCUUAGAAAUAGGUCUCAUUGAACAUGGCGAUUAUUUUGGCGUUGGAGAAAACAUGUCUGGUGCUUAUGUAAUUGCAUCAGGAAGAGUUGAAUGCCUUGUGAUUCCAAGGCACGUUAUUUUAUCUCUGGAACGCCUGGAUACUACGAGUGAGAAAGUCAUUAGAAAAGUAGGAGCAGUGAAAGAAAUGCUCAAACACACUAAGUCAAGAAUGCUGUCUGAAGAAGAAGCUUAUGACAAAUGGAUGGUCAACUUAGGAUGGAAAAAUUACAAGAAAAAGAUUGCCUCUGAAAUAUUGUCUUUGCGUGGAAUUGAGUAUAAGCGACAAACAGGAAAGCCAUCGGGACUUCCGAAAUUGCAAGAAAGAAAGAAAAUCGAACCAAACCUUCAUCAUAAGAGAAAUAUCGUCUUGAAUACACAAAAAAAGAAAAUGGCUUCAAGCCUUGACGAAUUACGGUAGUUCAAUACAGCACGAAGUUCACUUAAAGAAUUCUUUGUUUUAUGUGGUAGUUAUUGUAUAUAUUUAUAUAUACGCCAGUGUUCCAUCCCUUUUCUUAUGUUUUGAAUGUAAUAUUAAUAAAAGUUAAUAUUUUGCUUUAAAUGGUGUAGUUUGUGAAUUUUGAAAUAUACGUCAAUAAACUCUUUAUUUUAUACCUACCA
Styela clava is the source of this 1664-nucleotide messenger RNA. RefSeq names its product cGMP-dependent protein kinase 2-like. The record is from RefSeq and is a predicted model, not a curated record. NCBI's taxonomy places the organism in Eukaryota, Metazoa, Chordata, Ascidiacea, Stolidobranchia, Styelidae.